Molecule: messenger RNA, 1346 nt
Organism: Gorilla gorilla gorilla (western lowland gorilla)
Lineage: Eukaryota; Metazoa; Chordata; Mammalia; Primates; Hominidae
Exons: 1
Coding region: 495-1124 (209 amino acids)
Source: RefSeq, a predicted model, not a curated record
GGCUCCAGCUAGUGUCAGGCCAGAGAAUUCUGCAGGGACAGGAAGGCUGUGAAGGUGCAGGUGGCGGGGGCGGAGUCAGACCUAACCUUGAGUGCCACCUGCUAGUUGGUGCCACUCAACUUCCGAGGCUCAGCAUCCUCCUGUGGGAAACGGGACUCUCAUCACUGGCCUCACAGGGUAACUCAGGGGACUCAGGAAGUACUGCACGUGAGAGCAGUCCCAGGCCCCCGAUAGUGGCAAUUUAUGAUUGUGGCUUCACUUUUAGGCUAGGGCCUUUUUGCAGCCUGAUGUGAGGCCCAGGAAGAGAUAAAGGGGCAAAGACAGGCCAGAGCCUCAUCGGAUGGCAGAGCUGGGGCAGGAAGAGCUCAGGGAGCCUUGGGGCCAUCCCCCUUGUUUUACAGACGAGGACCCUGGAUAAAAUGUUUUACCAAGAAUUACACAAAUUGUAAGUGGUAGGGCCAGGACACAGACAGGGAGUGUGGUUCCAAAGGCCUAUGCUUUCCAGUCAACUAUGCCGCGUGCACAGCCUCCCACCCACCACCAACCCAGCUGCCCUCUGCUCACUCGCUCAACAGAUGUUUACUAACAUCAGAUCCCCCUGCUCUGGCCCCCAGGGCAGCCCCGGGCUUCCGAGAAGGACCCAUAUCCACCUCUGGCCUCACUCUGCCCAUAUGUACUUUCUGGUGACUUCUUCCUUGCUCCCUUUCCCACUAAUCCAACCAGGAUGUUCCAGAACCAGAUUUAAGACGCUUUGCUCUCUGAGACACACAAGUGCACCCACAGAGGAGGGACAUGGUCCUGUGCGGAGACCCUGUGGCAUGCACUGUCUGAGCCAUCUGCCCCAUCCCAGAGGAAGACCUCAGGGUCACCCCACCCACAUGAGACCAGCCCUGCAGCAAGCUCUCCUGUCCCACCCAUCUCUCCUCCUCCCUUGGAGAAGCUCUCCUGACUCUGCUGUCCAGGUAGGCCCCUCUAUGAUUCUCAGGAGGAUCCCAAUGGCUGGGCACCUCUGCUUCCCGCGCUGGCCACAGCUGCUGGACAGCAGGGACUGUUGCACUUACACCUGUAUCAAUACACCUGUGCUCAAUAGUCACAUGGUGCAGGAAGGAGUGUGUGGCCAGUAAGUGGAGCUAAGUCUAGAUGCCACCAGAAGCUGGGCAUGGUGGUGCAACGCCUGUGGUCCCAGCUACUCAGGAGGCUGAUGUGGAAGGAUUACCUGAGCUCAGGAGUUCCAGGCUGCAGUGAGCUAGGAUCAUGCCACUGCACUGCACUCCAGCCUGGGUGACAGACUGAGACCCUACUCGAAAAAAAAAAAGAUCCUAUCCGAAUAUGGGGCAAGUCCGAAA